Eurytemora carolleeae is the source of this 359-nucleotide messenger RNA. RefSeq lists its product as uncharacterized. The transcript has 5 exons. NCBI's taxonomy places the organism in Eukaryota, Metazoa, Arthropoda, Copepoda, Calanoida, Temoridae. Bases 36 to 359 code for a protein of 107 amino acids. The record is from RefSeq and is a predicted model, not a curated record.
CUGAAAAUGUAGUCUUACUCUUGUAACAGGAUAUAAUGAAUGAGAUUGGCUUAAAUAGGACGGAUACAAGAACAUCUAACUCUGGGUUAUCUAAUACCAGAGCGGAUACAGGAUUAUCUGCUGGGAUGAGAAUUGAGCAGGAUUUAGAUUCGAAACUUUAUUCUGACUUGAGCAGCAAGAAAUCUGUAUCUCUGGAUCUAACACGAGAAAGAUACGAAGAGAGUGAGAUCAGUUUAUAUGAAGAGGAUGAUAUUGAACCUCGUCUUAAUCAACCAAGGCCUGUUGAUGAAGUUAAUGGAUUCGAUUUCAGGGAUGGGAGUGAAAGCUCAGGAGUUGCAGGAAUUCAAAACAAAUAUUAA